This is a messenger RNA of Symbiodinium natans, 1284 nucleotides long. The record is from the annotation of a GenBank genome assembly. Lineage: Eukaryota; Dinophyceae; Suessiales; Symbiodiniaceae.
AUGGCGGCACAUCCCGAAAAUAUCGAGGAGUGGUGCUACCUAGUUCCUCAUUUGCUUUCCCAAGCUGGUUGGCAAAGCAUCGCUGAGGGACAGGCGGUCUCCUUCUCUCAUUGCAAAUGCCCUUGGGGCGGAAGUUUGGUGAAGCUGGCUGUGCUGCGCGUGAAGGUGACCGACCCGCCUGAGGACCCAGCGCAUAUCCUUGUCCGGCCAGAGUCGCGGGCCUGGGGUGCCAGCAAGUUUUCGGAGACGAGCCCCGAGUACUUCGCCGUGCAGAAGCAGUUUGCACCAGGAGAUGCAGUGGUGCACAGGUGGGCAUCAUUCAAAAUCUUGCGCAUCUUCGCGGUGCUGCUGGGCGACAUCGGCACGGAGCUUGUGCAGAACCAUUUCUAUGAUCCUGCGUCGGCCGUGGAGCUGCGCGUGCGCACCCGGCGCAACUACCCGCAAACUGGCGACUGCGCCCAGACCCUCACCAGUCUUUCCGAGCCCUUCGAAGCCGUGAACUUCUGCCGCCCUCAUUCAGAACCAGGUUGGUGUGACGUGUACCAUAUCUUCCGAGUGCCUUUGGGACUCAACCUGUCCAAGUGGGCUGCUGCACAAUUCCACGAAGCCAUGGAGUCAGGGAGUAAAGUUGUACAGUACUACCUGAAUCGCCCCGGCAUUCAUCAGAUCCGCCAGUUGGAUCAGGAAUUCUAUGUUGUGCUUUCGAUGCAGAGCUUCAAGCGCGGAUACCCUCUCCUCCCAGUGCAUUCCGGCCAAGGGGACCAUGUCACCAGGAUCGACGCAGGUCAAAGCAUGGGGCUUACAAAUUGGGUCCGCUACGAUCCUGCCCUGGUGGGCAGCCACGGGUUUUACCUCUCCGAGUACCUGCAGCUCUUUACGGAACGCAUCGGCGAACACGAUGUGAGCUUCUAUCAGACCUUGGAUGGUCAAGAGCUUUUGUAUUUCCAAUGCGUCGUGGCACGGGAAGACUGGGCCCGGAUCGAAGACCGCAUGCGAGAUGCGUACCUGCUGCAGAAGACCGCGUACCGCCGCGCGAACGGGGGUGCGCAGGCGCCAGGACUGGGCGAGGCGGGCGCGGCUCGCUUCUGCCACGAGGUCGACUUCACCUCGCUGGAGGCACGCCUCAGCGCCGAUGCGGCUCCUCAGCAGAAGGUCCAGGUGCGAAACACCUUUGUGGAGGUGGAGAGGGAGGCCCAUGACGAAGUGUAUGUUGAUCUCCGGAGAGAGAGACGCUGCCGGACGGUCAUGCCUGCCAGCGCGCCGAGCUCUAUUGCUGUGGCGUGA